Molecule: messenger RNA, 2313 nt
Organism: Drosophila melanogaster (fruit fly)
Lineage: Eukaryota; Metazoa; Arthropoda; Insecta; Diptera; Drosophilidae
Gene: nemy
Product: no extended memory
Exons: 5
Coding region: 766-1566 (266 amino acids)
Biological process (GO): transmembrane transport
Cellular component (GO): membrane
Molecular function (GO): metal ion binding; iron ion binding; oxidoreductase activity
Source: RefSeq, marked reviewed
UCAGUUGUCUCUAGCUGAUCGCCGCGAUCUGAUCGUCGUUACACUUCAUUUGAUAGUAAAAUCAGUGAAUUUAAUUUAGGAUUUUCGUGCGGUUGUUUGUGUUAGUGCGACUGUUAACAAAAGGAGCCAUAUAAACAAAAGCAUAGAGAAAUUAAAACAAAAAAAAAACUCUCUUAUAUUUAAAGUGCUUUGUUUAUGCCCAACUUGUGUGUGCCACUUUUCUAAAAAUUUUUGGGUGCCUUUUACACGCUACUUGUGGAUCGGCCACUUUCUUUAACUAAAAAGUACUUUUUCGCGUUGUUAGGCGAGCAUCAAAAUUUGCAUCUACAGAAACCCGCCUUGAUUAAAUUCGAUGUGAACCUGCGGCCCCUUAAAUGAGCACAUGAAUAGAUAACGAACCGAAUCCGUCACUGUUUUGAGAUCGCUUUUUGGCCUCGUGUGAUUGACAAAUUAACGCAUUCAGCUCGAUUAGCAUCUGUAUCCAAACUGGAAAAGUUCUAUUAGCGAUUAGCGAUCCCAUAGCCAGACUUCGGUUCUCAAUUGUCUCUCGAUUGUGGCAUUUUACAGAACCGAUAUAGAAGCACAAUUACGCGGAAAACGACCUUUAGUUGGGCCAUCCCAGAUAUAUUGUAUAUACACCAUAUACACCUAUAUAGAGCCGAUCCGUGACGCACCGCCCAGCGAUUCUACGUUUAGUGGGUGGCGGUGACAGCAUAAGCAAGAAAAACCCAAUAAAUUUCGGCCCAAAUAGCAACACUUGUCUAAAUGCGAGAUCGUCACUUGGCCAAAAUGCCGCGUGGAGGAACGACAACAUCGCGCUAUGAGGAGGAUCCAGAUAAUGCCUGGAAUUGCUGCUCCUGGUGCGAAUACUUGCUGAUCGUCAUCCUGUCCACGAUCCUGCUGGUGGGCGUGCUGGUGCUAACCCUCUUCUGGGUGAUGUUCUACCGCGAUGGCUUCGCCUGGUCGGAGAGUCCCAAGCAGCAGUUCAAUCUGCAUCCCAUCCUCAUGAUUGCUGGCUUCGUCACGCUCUCCGGAUUUUCCAUCUUGAUCUAUCGUCUGUGCCGCUGCGUGAAGCAAAUCUAUGUGAAGCUGAUCCACAUGUUCUUCCACGCCGUGGCCAUUCCGUGCAUCGCCCUGGGUUUCAUAUCCGUCUUCGCUUCCCACGACGCGUUGCAUAAGGUCAACUUCUAUAGCCUCCACUCGUGGCUGGGCUUCGUGACAAUGGGCAUGUUCGUGCUCCAGUUUGUGAUCGGCUUCUUCAGCUUUCUGGUAAUGCUGUGCUGUGAGAACAAGACCUACAGCUGCCGCUCGGCCAUGGUGCCCAUCCACGCCAGCUUGGGACUGGCCAACUUCUGGCUGGCCAUUGCCACAUCCGUCACGGGACUGAUCGAGAAGGAGCGCGAAACCGUCAACGAGGCGGGCGUGAGUGAGAACAAGCUGGUGGAGCACUACAUCACCAGUGCCAUCGGCGUGACCCUGAUCUUCAUUGGCAUCAUCGUCACCUUCGCGGUGCGGCGUUCCAAUGCGCCCGCCUCGGCGAAGGUCUACGUCACGGAGCGCAUUUAGACGGUCCGUCCGGCUCGUCAGAGUCUCCGCCGCCGGAAUUGGUCCACGGCCAGGAGGGUAAGCGAGUCGCAGCAGGUGUACCCGAGGAUUCCGGAACUCGGUGACUUGGACUGGACUUGGGGAAACGGACCGGCGGUGUCCUUUCGCCAGGCUUAGCGCACAGAGACCACGCUUCUGCAACUCUAUCCGAACCCUUUGUAACCUUUUAUAUGCCAAAUUAAAUCCACAUCAUACACUUAGACUACUCCAUAUGGCUAUAAUCAAAACCUUUGCCCACUUUCAAUCUCUCAGUAGGUGUGUAGGAUUAGGAAUCUCAGCAGAUGAGCAGAAGACCAAGCAAGCAAAUCUAAUCAAAAUUUUGACGUGUUCAGCCGAACUUACUGAUGCAUCCAGGCACUUGCAAGCUAGAUUAGCCAGUUUUUUGGUACUAUAGUAGAAUUUUGAUAUACUCGUAAGCCCAUGUAACUAGUGUAUGUAUGAUCGUACCACGUAACGCAUUGAAUGUACGCACUCGGACUCAAAACUGUCGCAUUUGAUGUUUUUUUGUAAUCGUGCAAGUAUUUGUAUUUUCAUAAUGCGCUAAGCAACCUAAGCUGUAAACCAAUUUUACAAACAAAUAAAUACUUUUGCCCUGCCUGAGGGCUCUCAUAAUAAUCGCAAUUGUUUAUGCACUUUUUAAAUAUUUAAAAAACGGUGAGAACUCGGAAAAUAAACAAAUCAUAUUCCCUUGAAAGGGAAAUUAAACAG